Acanthoscelides obtectus is the source of this 487-nucleotide messenger RNA. The record is from the annotation of a GenBank genome assembly. Lineage: Eukaryota; Metazoa; Arthropoda; Insecta; Coleoptera; Chrysomelidae.
CCGCAUGCCGAUGAGGAAAAACUGGUUUGACCGUGGGUGCGCUUACUACCAAUAUCCGUAUACUCUGGUGCAUCAAGCAAUUAUUCAAAUACCUUCAACUAUAAAUACCUUAGCACGGUGGGAUUCGUGCUGCUGCCAAUUCCUUUUGGCUCUGACUUUGGGUCUGCCCGCUCGCUCUUUCUUUCCCUAUCUUUCUACAUCGUCUGUGUUUCCGGAACGAUUUACACGCUAUUGUCGACCGAUUUGACGGGCUUAUUUCGUCUCGAUCAGGUGCCAAGCUUACGAUCGGCCAUAUUCGUCAUUAGUAUCUGGUGAGUAUCUGUCAAACCAACUGGAUUCUGGGUAAGGUUUCGUUCAAGGACUUUCCAUUUCAACUGGCACAAGAACUUGUAAUACAAAAUUUUCCCGCAAAAAAUAGGAUAUCCAUAGACUCUUGUUUGAAAUACUGUAAUGUGUGACCAAGAUAGAUUUAAUAAAUAAGUACUCG